Molecule: messenger RNA, 896 nt
Organism: Salvia splendens (bonfire salvia)
Lineage: Eukaryota; Viridiplantae; Streptophyta; Magnoliopsida; Lamiales; Lamiaceae
Product: zinc finger protein 5
Exons: 1
Coding region: 43-768 (241 amino acids)
Biological process (GO): trichome morphogenesis; gibberellic acid mediated signaling pathway; trichome differentiation
Cellular component (GO): nucleus
Molecular function (GO): DNA-binding transcription factor activity; transcription cis-regulatory region binding
Source: RefSeq, a predicted model, not a curated record
AACACAUAUCUUUGUAUCACAUCCAAGAUUCAAGAAAAAAAAAUGGAGCUAAAUAGUGUUUCUAUUUCAAUAAGUGCAAAGUCCAGCACCAAGAAGAAGCUAAUGCUAUUUGGAGUUGAGCUUGAUCCAUCUCGAAUUCACGAGAAGGAUCAACCCUCGGUGGUGGAGGAAAGCGAUGAGAGUGUCAGUUCAUCGCCGCCUUCCUCCACAGUAACAGAGAAACCGCCGCCCGAUGAUGGAAAAAUCCCACCUCUGCCUCCUCUCCCGUCCGCGCCUCGGCCAACGCAGCCCGAGGCUAAAAAAUUCAAGUGCACAUGUUGUUUGAAGGUGUUUGCAAACUCACAAGCAUUGGGAGGCCAUCAAAAUGCCCACAAAAAUGAAAGAAUGAGGCAGAAAAGGCUGCAGCUCCAACUUCAAGCAAGAAAGGCCAGCAAAAACCUCAAUUAUUACAUCAAUCCAAUUUUCAACAAACUUAGUGAGCAAAAUAGUGAGAAUUUUGUCACUUUUUGUGGGUCUAAACCUGCUUUGCACAACAAGGAGGUUCGCAUAAAUUUUGGCUCAGACAUGAAUUAUGAUGACGAGAUUUCGAGAUGGUACGACGUAAGAUGUAAUAAUAAUUAUUAUAUGCAGCAAAAUAAUAAGCAUAGGUUUAGUCUAACACAAGUGGAUGAUUCUAGAGGGAAUUUUUUUCCCUCUUCACCUGAGUCAAAGAGGAUUUGUAAUAGAAAAGGAAUAGAGUUAGAUCUUCAAUUAGGGUUAGGUUUGUGAUAUUUUAUUUAUUAGUUUAUUCGAAUCUGUUUAUUUAUUAGUUUAUUCGAAUCUGUUUUCAAACUGUAUGGAGAAAGGUAGUAUAGUUAUAAAAUGUUUAUUUUUUUCUUUAUAUAUGCAAUCUUUGU